UGCCUUCUUGUUCGGAAAUUCUUUUUCCACAAUGAUCCAAUUUUUUUUGCAGAUUUGGGAAGAGGUGUCCUUGGAUGCAGGGGGUGCCUUCUUGUUCAGAAAUUCUUUUUCCACAAUGAUCCAAUUUUUUUUUGCAGAUUUGGGAAGAGGUGUCCUUGGAUGCAGGGGAUUGCAUUUCAGUUUCAGAGCUACAAGGUGGACUGAACAUUGAUGUGGUAGGAAAUUUAUGAAACAUCACGAUGUACUAGAAUUGUAGAUAGGCAAAGACAAGAAGCGGUUUUGUGGAGUAUUCAGGACCAUAUAUCAGCUGUAGACCAAGGAUCCGCAAAAUUGCCAGGAUCUAAAACACCCUCUAAAGUUGCAGGUGAAAAAGCUUCUGAGAGCCCUUGGGUUGGACCACGUGGUAUCUACCAAGGGCAUGAUGACGCUGUUGAAGAUGUGCAGUUUUGUCCUUCAAGUAUUCAAGAGUUCUGCAGUGUGGGUGAUGAUUCUUGUCUCAUUCUUUGCGAUGUUUGUACCGGAAGAGAUCCGUUUCAUGAUUAAUUCAGAGUUAAUUGUUAGCAUGCUUUUCUUGCCUUGUAUGGAUGACAAUGAAGCUAUUGAAAUUGUUGGCGUUGAAAGGUUUUCAAUUUAUACUGGUGGAAUACAUCCGACCCAUGGACAAUUGUUAGCAUUUCUGAUAAUUGCUAAAGCAACCGUGGUGGCGGGACAUUGCAGAUUUAGCGCAUGAGCUAUCUUAUUUACAGGCCAGGGGAGGAGGUUCUGGAAGAACUUGAAAAGUUCAAGUCAUACAUACUAGGUACAAGUUGAGACCGGCUGGGAUGCAGCUGCAUUUAUUCUUCUUGGAGAAAAUAUAGCUCAGGUUUGAAGCAUAGUUAUAAGUUUCCUUUGCAGAACGUGAAAUGGAUGUAUAAGUGAAAAUCUUAUUCAAAAAAUUACAAGUGUUGGGUAUGUUCUCUUGUUUGAUUAAUCAUAGAAAUUCCAAUUUUAAUGUGUACAUUCUAACUUGUAAUGUGCCACUUCUAAUGUGUACGUUCGUUCUCACUUCUAACUGUAAUUUAAGAAAUGAUUGUAUGCGUGCUUGUUUUUCGGAAUGCACGGAACUUGAUUUUGUUACAGGGGAAUUGGUGAU
Messenger RNA from Papaver somniferum (opium poppy), 1132 nucleotides. RefSeq names its product probable poly(ADP-ribose) glycohydrolase 2. Bases 419 to 730 code for a protein of 103 amino acids. Gene Ontology annotation, molecular function: poly(ADP-ribose) glycohydrolase activity. The transcript is spliced from 7 exons. Gene Ontology annotation, biological process: ATP generation from poly-ADP-D-ribose; regulation of DNA repair; carbohydrate metabolic process. NCBI's taxonomy places the organism in Eukaryota, Viridiplantae, Streptophyta, Magnoliopsida, Ranunculales, Papaveraceae. The record is from RefSeq and is a predicted model, not a curated record. Gene Ontology annotation, cellular component: nucleus; cytoplasm.